GAUACACAGAUGGCCAACAGGCACAUGAAAAGAUGCUUGACAAUGUUAAUUAUUAGAGAAAUGCAAAUCAAAACUGCAGUAAAUCAUCUCACAUUAGUCAGAACGACCAUCAUCAAAAAGUUGACAAAUAAUAAAUGCUGGACAGGAUGUGGAGAAAAGGGAACCCUCCUGCACUGAAUGUAAAGUGGUACAACCACAACGGAGAUGCUGCAGAUGUAGCCAAAAAAAAAACAAAAACAAAAACUUUUCCCCAGAAUGGCCAUUGUAACUCCAAAUUCUCUAAAAGUUCACCCAUUUUCCCAGAAAGACACAAGAUGCUGGUCCAAGAACUAGGAUGAACCUGUCUGGCCUUUGGCUUCUGUAAAAUAUCUUAAUUAUGAGGGAUGCUCUUUUCCAACAGCCAUUUUAAAAUACAGGUUAUCAUGGUCUCCCCCUUUAGAAAAGAUGGGUGACCUACCAAGAAGCUUCAUGAAAACAGAUCCUAGUAAAAUUGGAGAGCUCAAAAUGCAAGGAGAGCAGAGCCUGAAUCAGGACAGAUAUUACCCUCAAAUUCCAGGGUUGGCAGGAAAGCAGAGAGCUCAAUGAACUUGUGUGUACCGACACCUGCUUGCUCACUAGACUCCAGGUUGAUAGAAAGAGAGAAGGGCUGAGGGCAGGGGUUAGAGAAUCGUCAACUUCCUAAUUGAACACUCGAUCUGAAUUGGCAAUGCUUCAGGGACAUGGUUGCUGGUCUCUGUUCCUCGCCAGGAGCAAGCAGGUGCUGAAUAAGUCAUCUUGGUGCUUGUGCUGCAGGAAGUCUUGUGAACAGGAAAAAGAGAAGACUCACAUUUGUUACUGUCUUGGCAGCUAAAAGGGGGCCACGGAUGCUGAUCACAGAUUCAGGAAGAAAGGGAGUGGGCUCAGGGAGAGGCCUUGAAGUCACAGGUGAAACGCUGGGGUCUGAUCCCAAGCCACAAAUAAAAGCUGGAAUUGAUUUAAUGGAAUUCCACCCAUUUAUUCAGCAGAUAACAACUGGACAGCAGAAGCGGCCAGGCCCUAAGAGAGCUGUGGGGGUACAGCCAUGAGUGGGAUUCCUCUCGUCUCCCACAAGCAGAGAGCCAUGUGCUCAAGGAGUGAACGCUGAAGGAGCCCAUAAAAGAGACGAUCUGCCGUGACUGGUGCACAGACGGCUGCCUUGUCUGACUUCUCAGCCCUACCCCAAAUCAGGUUCAGCGGACUCUUGACUCCCCCACCGCCACCAAGAAGAGAGGGCAGCGGGGUGUCCUUGUGCCAGCCCACGCAGGCCUGCUUGCUUUGUUUCUCAUUCAGAGCCACGCUGGCCAUUUCAGACACAGCCAACCCAGGAGCUUAGACCAGAGGCAGCUGCUGCAGGCAUGGGCCUGGCAGCAGGAAGGCCAGUGGGCGGGCAGACAGGCAGCAAGAGAACACUCGAGAAUUAACCUGCGCAGGGCCGGGUCUCCUCAGAGGAUCACGGACAUCCCUACUCCCGCCUUUUGACGACAGAGACAUGGCUCGGGAGCCCAAGCCUGGUCCUGCCCGGCCGGGCCAGAAGAGGCCCUGGGGCACGGCCAUCUCCUGCUACUACGAUCUGGAUUACGAGCUGUACAGGGAAGAAUUCCCCUACAGGGUGUGUGACUACCAAAGGAUCCCUCCACUAAUCAACCGUGCACCUACCAAGAUCCGGGGGACCCACGUGGGCCCGGGGGUCAAGCACAGCUUUAGUCCCCACAAGGCUCCCAGGACUAGUCAACUGCCUGCAGGGCAGAUAAAGCUCCAGACUGAGGAGCUGCACUCCAUCAGAGGAGAGCUGAGCCAGAUCAAAGCCCAGGUGGAUCACCUGCUGGAGACUGUGGACCGCAUGGACCAGCAGAUGGACCAGCUUCCAGGGACGGAGGACUGCGAACAGAACCGGAGCUCCAGGAGUAAGGGUCCCUCAUACAGAACCGUAGAACCUCAUCAGGAGCCUACAGGCCAGAGGACCCAUCCAGAGGCAGACAGCUCCCCGAUCACAGACCCAGAAGACCCCAAGGAGGCAGUAAAGAAUCACGCAUCAGACCAGGAGGGCAGCCAGUAGAAGGCUGGAACUCCCCCAGUCUCAUCAGCUCCAGGCACUUUCUUCGGCGGUUCCUAUCCCCUGCCUUGAGUAGCACCCACGCUGGAGCAAGCGCAAAGAAGUGGAGGCAUGGCUCAGCCAGUCCAGCUGGGAAGCCUCCCCCCAGUGCUGACUUUAGCUUGAGGAUCAUGUUUCCAGAUGACCAUCUGGGGGCUAGCGGGGAAGGAAGGAGCCCUCCAAGUGCCCAGCACCAGCUCACCAUUCUCAUAAAGUUGAGGCCACUCCUGUUAAGAGGCAGCUGGAAAGGGCCCCCCUGGGAGCACCACCAGCCCUCUGACUACAGGUACCUCCCUAGCUGCUUCUCCCCGCCCCUCGCCAAAGCCUUACCUGUCCUCUCUGGGUCUCAGCAGGAGUAUCACUUUUAUGUUGUUUCUACCUUGUCUCUUGCUGGUGUGAUCUUACAUAUUUCAGAUCUGCUUUGGAAAAAUAUGUCACUGAGGAGAAAUAAAAUUUUCUUUUCCCUGGUCAGGGGUCCUUA
Molecule: messenger RNA, 2591 nt
Organism: Sus scrofa (pig)
Lineage: Eukaryota; Metazoa; Chordata; Mammalia; Artiodactyla; Suidae
Product: RNA-binding Raly-like protein
Cellular component (GO): nucleus
Molecular function (GO): RNA binding
Source: RefSeq, a predicted model, not a curated record